AACGUACCACAUAAAUAAGUGUUUUUGAGGAUCAACGCUGAAAUGAGGGAAGGGUUUGAGCGCUCGUGACGACAGCGGGUGUGCGUUAUAAGCACAACGCCAGCGUGUGUAACUUGAACUCAUCAACUUUUGAUUCAGAAAGUCCCUUUCACUCUCCGUUUGGAGUUCUCCGUGAAUAUGGCGAAUGUUUGGAGAAUUACACCCAUACUUGUGUUAGCACACUUUGUAGUGUCUCAAACACAUAAUCAGUGUGGUGAACCAACAAAAUAUGAGGGCAAGCAGCUGGACAAAAUAUAUGUUAACAGAUCGGAGUUCAGCAACAACGAAAAGGUGGCGUAUAUCUGCAAUCCAGGUUAUACACAGAGUGAAGGUAGCCGAAUUACCUUUUGUAAGGACGGACACUGGAAACCCUUGACCAUGACAUGUAAAAAGAAAACGUGCAGCCCGCUGCCUGACAUAAAGAAUGGACGAUACCUCCAAGAAGGAAAUUCAUUCCUUGAUAAAGCCACUGCUGUGUGUAAUGCAGGAUAUGUUUUGAGAGGAGAUCAAGUCCGUGUGUGUGAGGACAAAGGCUGGACUGGGAUGAGCCCGACCUGUGAGGAGCAAAACUUAAAACUUUGGAAAUGUCCAAGACCUAAAUUAGGAGACAAAGGCAUUGUGAAAGAUCAGAAGUCUGAGUAUGUGACAGGAGAAUCCUUAUCCAUAAAAUGCAAUGAAGGAUUCAAUGGAUCGGGAGAUUUCACAUGUGUUAAGAACAAGAAAUGGAUCCCACGUGAGCCAAAGUGUCAUGUGGUGAAGUGUCCAGCGAUAAACAUCCUUGAUGGCAAGGUCACCACAAGAAAGGUUGUUUUCGGAACAGUUGUUCAGAUCACCUGCUCUCCUAAAUUUAAGCUGAAUGGAGCACAACACCUCCGUUGUGCAGCAAACGGCUCCUGGACACCAGCUGUUCCCAAGUGUGAGCCAGUGUCAAUGGUCACCUGUUCAGCACCUGCUGUGGCAAACGGAGAUAUACAUGAUGGAUACAGGGCAUCGUACAUGCCUAAAGACACAGUGACCAUCACCUGUAAGGAGGGCUUUGAUCUGAUUGGCUCAAAAGAUGUCAUAUGUGGGCCAGAUGGCCAAUGGCAGGCAUUGCCUGAGUGUCGCUUGAAGGAGAUUUUAGAUACCAGUAAAUGUGGCCCACCCCAGUCUACUGACCUGGCCCACCCCAGAGAAGAGUAUUACGGAAAAGAGUUCAAAUCUGGUGAUCGAGUUCGUUACAAAUGCACUGUUGGAUACCGUUGGUCAGCAGGGGUAUCCAGUAUAUACUGUAAAGAUGGCCAAUGGACUGAACUUCAGAUGCAAUGUGAACUGAAAAAAUGCGGUUCUGCUGGAGAGAUUUCCUAUGGCCGCUUUGAAUACACCGGCGUGUCAUUCGGAGAUUCGGCUAAAGCUGUCUGUCAAGAUGGGUAUGGGCUGAUUGGUCCAGCAGUGAGGCACUGCUUGGAUGGAGGCUGGAACGGAAGGAUCCCUGUGUGUGAACCUGUUCACUGCCCUCCGCCCCCAGUGGUUAAAAAUGCAGACAUGUUUGACCCCACAGAUGACUACGUUCCCUUUGGUUAUGCACUGUCCUAUCGCUGCCGUACUGGCAAUCUGAUUGGUGAAAGAGAACUACACUGCACCCAGAAUGGUACCUGGAGCGCCCCUCCUCCUGAAUGUAAAGAUGUCAUCUGCCCUGUCCCAAAAGUUCCAAAUGGAUCCAGAAUGAUGGGCUUUAGGUCCGUCUAUAGAUUAGGGUACACCGUCAUGUUUACCUGCAGUCCCGGUUAUAAGCUUAAAGGAGAAAAUUACGUCACCUGUGGACAAGAUGGAGAGUGGACACCAAAACUCCCGCAGUGUGUGUGAACAUUGGCUGACCUCAUUUUAACGUCUUGGGGUGCAAGUGCCCCGCCAACAAGUAGUGACAUCAUGCAAACUCUGGGGUGUCCAGUACAGAAGUUUGCACAUUGAGCGAUGGUACACAUAUGGCUUUCUCUGGCUCCAUAAGAAUCAUAAUGAAGCACUUUCCUAAUUACUGCAUUUCUUUAUUAUAUAAGCAGAAUAAUUAUUUACUAUGACUUUUCAUUUUCACCAAAUAUUUAGUAAAUAUUUAAAUGACCAAAAUCGAAUGAAGCUUUCUGGAAUAUUAUAAAAAAUGUUUUACAACUGAUGCCAAAUUUUACAUUUAUGUAUUCUACUAAUGGUAUAAGCUACAGCUGAUGUAAUAAUUUUUCCAUUUGUUUUACUUCCUUGUUGACACUCUUUAUUCAGCAUAAAUGAGAACUUAUAAAUCUCAAUAUAAUAAAAGAAAGUAAAGAAUAACACCAAAACUUUUGGUUAUUUAUAACACAAAAUUGAGGCACACAAAGCAAUGUUUAAUAUAUGACGGUGUAAUUUAUGUUGCGGAACAAAAUGUCCAUGUAAUGUUGACCACAGACAUUAUUUUACUUAUAAAUACAAAACUGCUAUUAUAAAAAGAAAUAGGAAAAUCCAGAAGAAUGGCUCGACUCGAAAAUGCUAAUUUGUUGGUUUUUGGACUUCAACCCAAACAGCUCUUUUUCCAUUGAUAAUUGAUGGUUAGUUCUUCUAUGGAUCCUUUCCACACUUCUGUGUUGUGAAGUGGAAGUCGUCAAAGUUGGGUGAACUAUUGCGGCGAUUGGGAAGAACUGUAGUAACCAGUGCCACUAUUUACAGUGUUCCUAUUUGCACAAAAGGCCUGGAUUUGUGUUUCCAUGAAUAUCCAAAAGAUGCCGAGCUAUGUACGAGCUUGUGGAUUCAGGGAAUUAAACGUGAAGAGGAUAACUUUGUUAUUAAUCGAGGAAGCAGUUUCGUUUGUGGACAGCAUUAUCAAGAUGAGGACUUACAGCAGUCGUGCACAGGUGGAACUGUGAAACGUUUUGAGAUCUGAGCUGUACCUCAUGGUUUCACUGAUAACACAUCACAACCGACACAAGAGUGUGUGUUUGACAGGGUUAGAAGUGAGAUGGAGCGGGACAUGGGUCUCUCCAUUCCUUAACAUCUUGCGUCGCCCACCAUCAGGUAUUAGUUUCACCUGUGCCCUCUUUUUUGUCAUUUAUGGUGACUGAUUGGUAGAUCGUUACUUUAAUUGCUGAUUGAAUGCACAACCUCUCAAUAAUCUAUUUGUAUUGACCUACCUUCGUAUUUGUGCAUAUAGCCCUCGAAAAACAACUUUGGAUUUAACUGUUGCUGGCCGAUGUGGUCAAUGUCUCCAAACAUAAUUGCAGGCAAAACUUUUAAGUAUCUACACGCUCCACUCACUUAUACAGAAUCAUGUUCAGCAAACAAAACAAGGGAAAAUAUUUGGCAGCUUCAUUGACAUUGAAAGGCCUUCGAUUCUGUUUGGCAUAACAAACUCUUCCUUAAACUCAUCCAGAGUGGUAUAAGAGGAAAGACAUGAUAUCAUAAAAGACCUGUACAAAG
Molecule: messenger RNA, 3459 nt
Organism: Xyrauchen texanus (razorback sucker)
Lineage: Eukaryota; Metazoa; Chordata; Actinopteri; Cypriniformes; Catostomidae
Product: sushi, von Willebrand factor type A, EGF and pentraxin domain-containing protein 1
Exons: 12
Coding region: 178-1884 (568 amino acids)
Source: RefSeq, a predicted model, not a curated record